Messenger RNA from Aphis gossypii (cotton aphid), 1142 nucleotides. It is a transcript of the gene Phb2, whose product is annotated as prohibitin-2. The coding region runs from base 116 to 1114 and encodes 332 amino acids. Gene Ontology annotation, biological process: mitochondrion organization. Lineage: Eukaryota; Metazoa; Arthropoda; Insecta; Hemiptera; Aphididae. The transcript has 7 exons. Gene Ontology annotation, cellular component: mitochondrion; membrane. The record is from RefSeq and is a predicted model, not a curated record.
UGAUGUGAUAAUGAAAAAAAUUUCGUUUUCUUCAUAGACCUCAGGACUCAGGACUUAGGAGUGAAUAAAUUAAAGUUUAGAUUUUUUAAAUAAUAAAUUAUACAAGGCUCUAAGUAUGGACAAUAAAGUGAACGACUUUGUCAACAAAAUGGGAGCGGCCAAAGGUCUGAGUUUAGGCAUGAAACUUGUCGCUGGUGUUGGACUCGUUGGAUACGGUUUGGCUAAUUCCAUGUUCACAGUUGAGGGUGGUCAUCGAGCCAUCAUGUUCAAUCGUAUUGGUGGUAUACAAAGAGAAGUCUACCCUGAAGGAUUGCAUUUUCGUCUUCCAUGGUUCCAAUACCCAGUCAUCUUUGAUAUUAGGUCAAGACCUAGAAAAAUCUCUUCACCUACAGGUUCCAAAGAUUUACAAAUGGUUAAUAUUUCACUUCGUGUAUUAUCCCGACCAGAUGCCAUUAAGCUACCAGAUAUGUACCAACAUUUAGGUAUUGAUUAUGAUGAAAAAGUUCUGCCUUCAAUUUGCAAUGAAGUUUUAAAAUCAGUGGUUGCCAAGUACAAUGCAUCACAACUAAUUACACAAAGACAGCAGGUUUCUCUGCUUAUUAGAAAACAACUUGUUGAUCGAGCUCGUGAUUUCAAUAUUAUUUUAGAUGAUGUUUCUAUUACUGAACUUAGUUUUGGUAAAGAGUAUACUGCAGCUGUUGAGGCAAAACAAGUAGCACAUCAAGAAGCGCAGCGUGCUGUGUUCUUUGUUGAAAGAGCCAAGCAAGAACGUCAACAAAAGAUUUUACAAGCCGAGGGGGAAGCCGAAGCAGCAAAAAUGUUAGGAGAAGCUGUCGGUAGAAAUCCUGGUUAUUUAAAACUUCGUAAGAUUAGGGCAGCACAAAAUAUUUCCAGAACGAUUGCCACUUCACAAAACAAAGUUUUCCUCAGUGGAAAUGGCCUCAUGUUGAACAUAAGUGAUCCUUCAUUUGAUGAACAAAGUGACAAAUUGAAAAGCGGAUCAUAUAACAUAGUAUCAAAUUAUGAGACAAAAAUUAAAGUUCAAUCCGAUCAAAGUGUUGGUAGUAUUGCAAACAAAACUGUAACCAACUUAAUUAAACCGAAUAAACAAUAAUAAAGAUGAAUUUUAUUAUCACUCUUUA